Messenger RNA from Antechinus flavipes (yellow-footed antechinus), 9445 nucleotides. RefSeq names its product family with sequence similarity 186 member A (gene FAM186A). The record is from RefSeq and is a predicted model, not a curated record. The coding region runs from base 104 to 9415 and encodes 3103 amino acids. The transcript is spliced from 17 exons. NCBI's taxonomy places the organism in Eukaryota, Metazoa, Chordata, Mammalia, Dasyuromorphia, Dasyuridae.
AACAGACCCUUGCUUGCUGUCUAGUAUUCUUUCUACGGGCAUUUUUCUAUAUUCUUUAAGGAAAGAAGAUAAAAUAUUCCAAAUAUCAAACAUAUAUUUCAAAAUGCAGAACCCAAAGAAAAGUCCAGAUUCUGAAAUAGAACCUGAGAAGUCUACAGAAAUAACACAUGAAGGGAUGGAAAUACCUGACUCAGUAAAGACGGUAUUGAUAAAAUUAGAAGAUUCUGAAUUAAAUCGAGACAAAAAGGAUUUGAAAAUGCAGUUUGAUAACAUAAUGUUGCAAGUGAAUGAGAUCAUAAAUCGCUACCAAGGAGAUAGUGACCGAAGUGAAUUCAGGAAAAGGAUUUUGUUCCCAACUGAAAAAGAUUUCCAAAAGUGUCGAGCCAAAACAUUGGACCUAAUGUACCAGUGUAUGCAAUCUGCUGAUGUUAAGGAAAGGAUUCUAAGAGAACUUCUAGCCUGGUUGGAAAAAUGUCAUGUCCCUUUGCCUGAUGCCACCAUCUCUGAGGAAGAUGAAAAAGAGUACUCCUGCUAUAUAGAAGACAUGGAAGCUUUGCCAAAUGUCCUCAGUACUACUCAGCUCAACAUCAAUUCACUGAUUGCUUUUGUCAUGCAUUUCUUAAAAGACAAAAAAAGAUACAGGAAAAAAUUAAUAUCCAAAGGUAUCAUGUGGAAAGCCUGGAGAGAAAAGAUUCUACAAAAACCUGAAGCAGGAAUUCCAUUAAAACCAGAGCAAAUGAUCAAGGAGGAAUUGAUUACAAGCAUCAAGGUUUCUGAGAUUCUUGACAUGCUACAGGAGCUCAUCGAUUCUAAGAUAUUCAACAAAAGUGAAAUUAAUGCUAUUAAGUACAUCUCCUCAACCGCAGGAAACCUUCAUAAGGCUUUGACAUUCCAAAAUCAAGAGCUUAAAAAUCUAGUUUUGCAAUGUACCGGCAUGGGAGAAGAAAUAAAAGGGUAUUAUGGGCUGGAGAAACAGAGCUUACAGCAGACAAUACAAAUUCUCAGUAAUAAAAAUGAGAGACUUCAGAAGGAAUUGAUAAAUAGAGAAGAAGAAUGUUGGAAACUUCUUCACCAUCAAGAAAAAUUAGAACGCCAGCUGAAACGGCUGAAGGAAGCGGCAAUCUUACCUACUGAGGAAAUUACGAAAAAAAAGAAAAAAUUGCUGCUAAGAAAACAAGAAAAAGAUAAGCAGCAUUUUGAGGAGCAAUCCUCAUCUGAGAAAUCAUCCUCAUCUGAGGAGUCUUUCCAGAUGGAAGUACCCUCAUUUCCAGAAUUUCUGGAAGAAUCAUCUUCGGACAGAAGAAAAUCGGAAAAAAGUCGUAGAAUCAGAUGGGAACAAAGCCCAAUUAGAGGUGAGUCACCUUCAGAUGGUAAACGUUCCUUGUCGCCAAUGUCCCCUCUCAGUUCUGAGAAAGCCCUCGGAUUUUCAAGAGAUACCCCAGAAGAUCAUUCUGGAGUUCCUUUCCCUGAGAGUAGCUCCCAGGAAACCAGAGAGGCAGAUAAACUUUUGACUGACAUAUCUAACAUGGGCAGACGUCCCGAGCCUCAUACGCCACCAGAGAGAAAAAAGCACAAGGAAAUCCAACCCACUCUGGAGGAUGAAGUACAAAGUGUAGCUAGCCUUGGUGAGAGAAUGAAAAUGAAAAGUAAGCUGGCUGCUGAGGAUUGGGGUGGAAAGUUUGAGAGAAGUAAAUCUGAAUGGUUUACUAAACUAAAGGCCUUAAGAAAGGAAUGGAGACAACGGGAAAAGGCGUUGACAGAGGCUUCCCAAAAUGAAUUGCAGGAUUUUCAGCAUGUCUUAAUGUCUUUCCUGCAACAGAAGAUUGACAACCUAGAGAAAUCUGACUCCCAAACUCAACUUAAAGAACUCGAAGAACCAAAGACACCACAGGCUCAAAAGUCAUUUCAGCAGGUAAGGGAAAAGUUGGAGGAAUAUUUUGAAAAACUGGUAGAGAGUCUGACUAAUACCUUGAAGAAAUACAAAAGAAAAAAACCAGAGAAGCCUGGAGAACCAAAGGUGAAGAAAGGACUCCCACAGACAACAAUAGAAACAAGCGUUUCGAGUGAGACCGCUGAUCCAACGCUGGCCAGUCUGCUCAAAGUGUUCUUGCCCCAAGCCCAUCCCCCAAAGGAAGGAGGAGGAAAGAAGCCGGGGAAGGGGUCUCGCCGCAGACAAAAGGAUAAGGAAGACUAUCUGGACUUUGACUUGACUAAAGAGAAAAGUUUCUCGGAAGAUCAAGGCUUGCAGUUCAUAAAACAAUUGCAGGAAGAGAGACGCCUCUGGAAGGAGACCCAAGAAGAGAUCCAACAAAAAUUACAGGAAGAGAAUAUAUGGUUUGAGAGACAAGACGAAAAGCUGAAAUGGGAGAUGAAGCAGAAGCAGUGGCAGGAAGAAGAGGAACUAUGGAUGGAGACGCAGAAGCACUGGAUGCAGCAGGAGAAGGAGUAUGAGAAAAAACGGAAACAGUGGGCACUGGACGCUGUUCAUCAUAAAAUGCUGGAUAUCAAGGAGCUGGAACGAUGGAAGGAGCAGAUAACCCACAAAUAUAAAACGCAAGUAGAAAUUCAAAUGCAGAUACUAAAGAGACAAGAGGAGGAGCUUCAAAAGCUGUUUCCAGAGAAGUUCAAUGAGUGGAGAAAAAUAAAGCAUCAAAAGGACAGAAAACAACAUAUUGAGAGAUUGCUAAAACAGUGGAAGCAGGAAGAGCAAGAGCUGGGUGAGCCCCUUUCAGAGCCCCUUACAGAGGUGACUUCACAAUACCUUAUAGCCUCUGAGAGAAGGAGGGCUUUUUCACUCCCUGUUGCCUCUAGGGAAAUUAAAAAAUCAUGGAGCUUUGUUGUUCCUGAGGAGUCUCCAGCAUUGAGUUCUCCUUUAGCUCCUGCCACUCCUGGACAGACCCCAGUAUCACAGUCCCUUGAUGCUCCCCGGCAAUCCUUACCAUCUAGGGAGCUGGAAACAUUGUUGGGCCCUGCUGCCCCUGAGGAAGCUCCAGGAUCCUGGGUCACUCCCGGAUCUGAGCCACCUCAGAAACUACAGAUCCCUGUUCCCCCUGAAAAACCCCAAAUGCCAUGGGCCCCUCUAGUAUCUGGGCAACCCCAAACAUCGCAGGACUUUCCAACCAUUGAGCAACCCCAAAUGUCAUGGUCCCCUGGGCAGCCCCAAAUAUCACGGACUACUAAGGGUCCUCAACAGGUCUCUGCAACCCCUGUAGCCCGUGGGCAGCCCCAAAUAACAAGGGAGCCUGGGCAGUUCCAAGGAUCAUGGGAUUCCAGAGAGCCCUUCCCACCUGUAACCCUAAAUGCUGUCCCUGGAGAGCCCCCACCACCUGUGGCCUUUGCGGUCCCUAUGGAGCCCCUACCACCUGUGGCCUUUGCUGUCCUUGGGGAGCCCCCUCCACCUAUGGCCUUUGGUAUCCCAAGGGAGCGCCCCAUAUCUAUGUCUUUUGGUGUCCCUAAGGAGCGCCAAAAACAUGUGACCUUUGCUGCCUCCAGCGAACCCCCCAUAUCUGUGCCUUAUGGUGCCCCUGGGGAGCCCCCUCCACCUGUGACCUUUGCUAUCCCUGGGGAGCCCCCUCCACCUGUGACCUUUGCUGUUCCUGGGGAGCCCCCUCCACCUGUGACCUUUGCUGCCCCUGGGAACCCCCCUAUACCUGUAACCGUUGCUGCUCCUUGGGAAACCCCCAUACCUGUGACCCUUGCUGCCCCUGGAGAGUCCCCCCCACCUGGGACCUUUGCUGUUGCUGGGGAUCCCUCCCCAUCUGUGACCUUUGCUGUCCCUGGGGAGCCCCCUCCACCUUUGACCUUUGCUGCCCCUGGGAAGCCCCCUCCACCUUUGACCUUUGCUGUCCCUGGGGAGCCCCCUCCACCUGUGACCUUUGCUGCCCCUGGGAAGCCCCCUCCACCUGUGACCUUUGCUAUCCCUGGGGAGCCCCCUCCAAUAGUGACCUUUGCUGUCCCUGGGGAGCCCUCCCCACCCGUGACAUUUGCUGGUCCUGGGGAGCCCCCUCCACCUGUGACCUUUGCUGUCCCUGGGGAGCCCCCUCCAAUAGUGACCUUUGCUGUCCCUGGGAAGCCCCCUCCACCUGUGACCUUUGCUGUCCCUGGGGAGCCCCCUCCACCUGUGGCCUUUGCUGUCCCUGGGGAGCCCCCUCCACCUAUGGCCUUUGCUGCCCCUGGGAAGCCCCCUCCACCUGUGACCUUUGCUGUCCCUGGGGAGCCCCCUCCACCUGUGGCCUUUGCUGUUCCUGGGGUGCCCCCUCCACCUGUGACCUUUGCUGUCCCUGGGGAGCCCCUUCCACCUGUGACCUUUGCUGUCCCUGGGAAGCCCCCUCCACCUGUGACCUUUGCUGUCCCUGGGGAGCCCCCUCCACCUGUGACCUUUACUGUCCCUGGGGAGCCCCCUCCACCUUUGACUUUUGCGGCCCCUGGGAAGCCCCCUCCACCUGUGACCUUUGCUGUCCCUGGGAAGCCCCCUCCACCUGUGACCUUUGCCGUCCCUGGGGAGCCCCCUCCACCUUUGACUUUUGCGGCCCCUGGGAAGCCCCCUCCACCUGUGACCUUUGCUGUCCCUGGGAAGCCCCCUCCACCUGUGACCUUUGCCGUCCCUGGGGAGCCCCCUCCACCUUUGACUUUUGCGGCCCCUGGGAAGCCCCCUCCACCUGUGACCUUUGCUGUCCCUGGGGAGCCCCCUCCAAUAGUGACCUUUGCUGUUCCUGGGGAGCCCCCUCCACCUCCCCCUCCACCUUUGACUUUUGCGGCCCCUGGGAAGCCCCCUCCACCUGUGACCUUUGCUGUCCCUGGGGAGCCCCCUCCAAUAGUGACCUUUGCUGUUCCUGGGGAGCCCCCUCCACCUCCCCCUCCACCUGUGACCUUUGCUGUCCCUGGGAAGCCCCCUCCACCUUUGACCUUUGCUGCCCCUGGGCAGCCCCCUCCACCUGUGACCUUUGCUGUCCCUGGGGAGCCCCCUCCACCUCCCCCUCCACCUUUGACUUUUGCGGCCCCUGGGAAGCCCCCUCCACCUGUGACCUUUGCUGUCCCUGGGGAGCCCCCUCCACCUUUGACCUUUGCUGCCCCUGGGCAGCCCCCUCCACCUGUGACCUUUGCUGUCCCUGGGGAGCCCCCUCCACCUGUGACCUUUGCUGUCCCUGGGCAACCCCCUCCACCUCUGACCUUUGCUGUCCCUGGGGAGCCCCCUUCACCUUUGACCUUUGCUGCCCCUGGGAAGCCCCCUCCACCUGUGACCUUUGCUGUCCCUGGGCAGCCCCCUCCACCUCUGACCUUUGCUGUCCCUGGGGAGCCCCCUUCACCUUUGACCUUUGCUGCCCUGGGGAUGACCUUUGCUGCCCCUGGGAAGCCCCCUCCACCUGUGACCUUUGCUGCCCCUGGGGAGCCCCCUCCACCUUUGACCUUUGCUGCCCCUGGGAAGCCCCCUCCACCUGUGACCUUUGCUGCCCCUGGGGAGCCCCCUCCACCUCCCCCUCCACCUGUGACCUUUGCUGUUCCUGGGGAGCCCUCCCCACCUUUGAACUUUGCUGUCCCUGGGGAGCCCCCUCCACCUGUGACCUUUGCUGUCCCUGGGGAGCCCCUUCCACCUUUGACCUUUGCUGUCCCUGGGGAGCCCCCUCCACCUCCCCCUCCACCUGUGGCCUUUGCUGUUUCUGGGGAGCCCCCUCCACCUGUGACCUUUGCUGUCCCUGGGGAGCCCCCUCCACCUUUGACCUUUGCUGCCCCUGGGGAGCCCCCUCCAAUAGUGACCUUUGCUGUUCCUGGGGAGCCCCCUCCACCUUUGACCUUUGCUGCCCCUGGGGAGCCCCCUCCACCUUUGACCUUUGCUGCCCCUGGGGAGCCCCCUCCACCUUUGACCUUUGCUGCCCCUGGGGAGCCCCCUCCAAUAGUGACCUUUGCUGUUCCUGGGGAGCCCCCUCCACCUUUGACCUUUGCUGCUCCUGGGGAGCCCCCUCCACCUCCCCCUCCACCUUUGACCUUUGCUUUCCCUGGGGAGCCCCCUCCACCUGUGACCUUUGCUGUCCCUGGGAAGCCCCCUCCACCUUUGACCUUUGCUGUCCCUGGAAAGCCCCCUCCACCUUUGACCUUUGCUGCCCUGGGGAGGAGCCCCCCUGCACCUGUGGCCUUUGCUACCCCUAGGGAGUCUCCCACGGCUGUGGCUUUUGCUUUCUCUAGAGAGCUCCCCACAUAUGUGACCUUUACUGCCCCUAUGGAGCCUCCUAUAUCUGGGACCACUGUUCCCCUUAGGCAGCACCCCAAACGUGUGACCACUGCUGCCCCUAGGGAGCCCCCCGCACCUGUGACCUUUGCUGGCCCUGGAGAGCCCCCACCACCUGUGGCCUUUGCUGGCCCUGGAGAGCCCCCACCACCUGUGGCCUUUGCUGUCCCUGUGGAGCCCCUACCACCUGUGGCCUUUGCUGUCCCUGUGGAGCCCCCUCCACCUUUGGCCUUUGGUAUCCCAAGGGUGCGCCCCAUAUCUAUGUCUUUUGGUGUCCCUAAGGAGCGCCAAAGACAUGUGACCCUUGCUGCCCCCAGCGAACCCCCCAUAUCUGUGCCUUAUGGUGCCCCUGGGGAGCCCCCUCCACCUGUGACCUUUGCUGUCCCUGGGGAGCCCUCCCGACCUGUGACCUUUGCUGUUCCUGGGGAGCCCCCUCCACCUGUGACCUUUGCUGUUCCUGGGGAGCCCCCUCCACCUAUGACCUUUGCUGUUCCUGGGGAGCCCCCUCCACCUGUGACCUUUGCUGUUCCUGGGGAGCCCCCUCCACCUGUGACUUUUGCUGUCCCUCAGGAGCCCCCUCCACCUGUGACCUUUGCUGUCCCUGGGGAGCCCCCUCCACCUGUGACUUUUGCUGUCCCUCAGGAGCCCCCUCCACCUGUGACCUUUGCUGUUCCUGGGGAGCCCCCUCCACCUGUGACUUUUGCUGUCCCUCAGGAGCCCUCCCCACAUGUGGCCUUUGCUGCCCUUGGGGAAUUCCCCCCACCUGUGGCUCCUGCUGGCCCUCGGGAACCUCUCACCCCUGUGGCUUUUGGUGUCCCUAGGGAGGCCCGCACACCUUUGGCUUUUGGUGCCCCUCGGGAGCCCAGUAGACGUGUGCCUUUUGCUGCCCCUAAGGAGUUCCCCCCACCUGUGGCUCCUGCUGGCCCUAGGGAGCCCCUCACAACUGUGGCUUUUGGUGCCCCUAGGGAGCUCCUCACAACUGUGGCUUUUGGUGCCCCUCGGGAGCCCAGUAGACGUGUGCCCUUUGCUGUCCCUAGAGAGUUCCCUACACCUGUGGCCCCUGCUGGCCCCAGGGAGCCCCUCACACCUGUGGCUUUUGGUGCCCCUCGGGAGCCCAGUAGACGUGUGCCCUUUGCUGUCCCUAGAGAGUUCCCUACACCUGUGGCCCCUGCUGGCCCCAGGGAGCCCCUCACACCUGUGGCUUUUGGUGCCCCUAGGGAGCUCCUCACAACUGUGGCUUUUGGUGUCCCUCGGGAGCUCAGUAGACGUGUGCCCUUUGCUGGCCCUAGGGAGCCUCUCACACCUGUGGCCCCUGCUGGCCCCAGGGAGCCCCUCACACCUGUGGCUUUUGGUGUCCCUAGGGAGCCCAGUAGACAUGUGCCCUUUGCUGGCCCUAGGGAGCCCCUCACACCUGUGGCCCCUGUUGGCCCCAGGGAGCCCCUCACACCUGUGGCUUUUGGUGUCCCUAGGGAGCCCAGUAGACAUGUGCCCUUUGCUGCCCCUAGGGAGGUCCCCACACCUGUGUCCCCUGCUGGCCCCAGGGAGCCCCUCACACCUGUGGCUUUUGGUGCCCCUCGGGAGCCCAGUAGACAUGUGCCCUUUGCUGCCCCUAGGGAGUUCCCCACACCUGUGGCCCCUGCUGGCCCCAGGGAGCCCCUCACACCUGUGGCUUUUGGUGCCCCUCGGGAGCCCAGUAGACAUGUGCCCUUUGCUGCCCCUAGGGAGUUCCCCACACCUGUGGCCCCUGCUGGCCCCAGGGAGCCCCUCACACCUGUGGCUUUUGGUGCCCCUAGGGAGUUCCCCCCACCUGUGGCUCCUGCUGGCCCUAGACUGCCCCUCAUAUCUCAGGCCCCAGAGGCCUAUGUGUCCCAGUUCAUUCCUUACCCUGGACAGAGACGAGUCUCACCUGGGCCACAGUUACUCAAGCCAUCUGAUAGUUUUAGGCAGCCCCUAACAACACAGCCACCUUCUGCCUUAGAGAAACUCAGCCCAGGUUUGGGUCCUCCUCCAUCUCUGAAGCCAUUUUUGGGUGGUCCUCCUUCUCCAAAAUUUGAGAUGCCACUGUUCCCUCCUACUUCUGGAAAGCCCCCAGGAAUCUUGAAGAAAACUCAACCUUAUACCCCGGAGGAAGAGAUUGCGUACAAGGCCCUAUCACCUCAACCAUCUUUAGUUGCUGAAUAUUCUUUUCCUGUGGCUAAGUUUCCAAAGUCACCACCUCCACCUUCUGCUCAGUUUCUUCAAAUAUCACCGCUUGUGACUUCUGCCCACAUACCACCCAAAGUCCAUCUCCCUUCCAUAGAGAGCAAACGCCCAACGUCACCCUCUCUUAUAGUCGCUGGGAAAUCCAAGAUGAUAGUGCCCCCUUCCUCUCCAAGAGAUUUCUUUGUAUCUGUUCCUCCCACUGAAGAAACUCGCUACUUUAUUGAUGUUGAGGGUCAAAGGAAGAACCUGGCAAUCCUUAGCCAGGCAAAAGAAAGCUUUCAAUUGCCCUUGAGGCUAUAUCAUGCAGCUAAGGAACUCAUAAAUGAGACACAUUAUUUGAACCAAAUCAGGCUGGGGUACCUGUUCCGCAAGUACAAUGCCUAUAGACUGAUCCAGAGUGCCAGGCAAAACAUCAUCAAUCGAAUAAAAGCCAUUAGAAAUUCUGGGAGAGGCCAGGAAUCCCAGAUCCUUUACCUGUUUCUGAGUAGAAUUGAUGCGUACCAAAAAAAAAUGAUGGAGGCAUGGACAAUGAAGCAAAUGGUGUUGGAACAGAGGCACAAUAUGUGUUCAGUAAAGAUGAUAGACUUAUAUGACCAGAUCCAAAAGAAAUAUAACCUGAAACUUAAUAGUCCAAUACCAUUGACCAUCCACAAAGAGGAGCCAGAACACCCUUUGAAAGAUGUCUGCUUCAAACAUGAGGUCCAAUGGCCAUUCCCAAUGAAGAUGGAAAAGGAAGAAGAAUUUGAAAUACUAAAGAAACUUGAGAAACCGAAGGACAAAGUAGAGUCUCUUUGGCAGGCUGAUUUGUCCACCUCCAGUUUCCCAAUAGAAGCAAAGACACCUAUGAAAUUACUCUGGGAUCAGGUUGGUGGGUAUCCAGAUAUUCCCAGACUUCUGGAAUUAGAUGUCCAUUCUACCCUCAGCAAAUCUCUUGCAUCUAUUCGAUCAAGAUUCCGGAGAAUUCCCAGUAAACAAAGAAAUGAAUACUGAUGUACGCAAGUAAAUUCUGUUUAAGUAAAA